Pistacia vera is the source of this 1663-nucleotide messenger RNA. Its product is annotated as IAA-amino acid hydrolase ILR1-like 4. Gene Ontology annotation, biological process: auxin metabolic process. NCBI's taxonomy places the organism in Eukaryota, Viridiplantae, Streptophyta, Magnoliopsida, Sapindales, Anacardiaceae. Gene Ontology annotation, cellular component: endoplasmic reticulum. Gene Ontology annotation, molecular function: IAA-Ala conjugate hydrolase activity. The record is from RefSeq and is a predicted model, not a curated record. The coding region runs from base 7 to 1473 and encodes 488 amino acids. The transcript is spliced from 6 exons.
UUGCACAUGCUGAUCUCACCUUUCGUUGGAUUUUCUUUGUUGUUUUUUUUUCAUGUUGAGUGUGUUCCCCAAAGUUAUAAGCACCAUUCUACCUCUCUAACUCCUCAUUUAUCUCCUUCAAUCCAUCAAUCCUCCAUGGCUUUCUCCAAUUUUCUCUCCUUCUUUUUAACUCUCUACUUGUUUAUGCCAACACCCAUUUCCUCUUCUCUUUUUUUAAGCUCAGAAGACUUGUCUAAAAUCCCUGUCAAAUUCCUCGACUUUGCCAAGAAACCUGAGAUUUUUGACUGGAUGGUGAACAUUAGAAGGAAACUUCAUGAGAAUCCUGAACUUGGUUUUGAGGAAUUUGAGACUAGUAAACUUAUAAGAGCUGAGCUUGAUGAGAUGGGCAUCCCUUAUAAAUACCCAAUUGCUGUUACUGGUAUUGUUGGUUAUAUUGGGAGUGGUGAGCCGCCUUUUGUUGCAAUCAGAGCUGAUAUGGAUGCUCUAGCUAUUGAGGAAGCUGUAGAGUGGGAGCACAAGAGUAAAGUUCCUGGUAAGAUGCAUGCUUGUGGGCAUGAUGCUCAUGUUGCUAUGCUUCUUGGUGCUGCAAAGAUGCUUCAAGAGCUUCGCCGCGAAUUGAAGGGAACAGUCGUGCUAAUUUUCCAACCAGCCGAGGAGGGAUUUGGUGGCGCAAAGCAAAUGUUAGAUGCUGGAGUGCUAGAGAACGUUGACGCCAUCUUUGGGCUUCAUGUCUCUUCAAAAUUCCCGAUUGGCACAGUAGCCUCCAGGUCUGGCCCUAUUAUGGCUGGAAGUGGUUUCUUUGAGGCAAUAAUCAGUGGAAAAGGGGGGCAUGCUGCCAUUCCUCAGCACACGAUAGACCCAAUCUUAGCAGCUUCUAACGUGAUUGUUAGUUUACAACAUCUAAUUUCACGUGAAACUGAUCCCUUGGAUGCAAAGGUUGUAACAGUUGCAAAGUUCCAAGGAGGUGGUGCCUUCAAUGUUAUUCCUGAUUCUGUUACAAUUGGUGGUACGUACAGGGCAUUUACAAAAGAAAGCUUCGUUCAACUUAAGGAAAGAAUUGAAGAGGUUAUCAUGAAACAAGCUAGUGUGCAGAGGUGCAAUGCAACAGUCAACUUUAAUGCAAAUAAUAUGACCAGUUACCCAGUGACGGUAAAUAACAAAGAGUUGCAUGAGUACUUCCUAAGUGUUGCCAGAGACAUGCUGGGUCUUCACAACAUCAAAGAAAAGCAACCAGGGAUGGGUGCGGAAGACUUUUCAUUUUUUGCCGAGGCAGUUCCAGGAUACUUCUUCUACAUUGGUAUGGAUGACAAGAUGAAAGGGCAGUUUGAAACAGGACAUUCACCUUACUUCAGGAUCAACGAAGAUGCACUUCCGUAUGGUGCUGCCCUACAUGCAUCAUUGGCUUCAAGAUACCUCUUGGAAAAUCGACCCAAAUCUUCUUCACCAAAGGGAACCCUUCAUGACGAGUUGUAAGGAGCUCAUACAUUAUUGAUACGAGUCAAGUAUUUCACUUAUGCAAAGCACUACCACGAUAUUACAAGUAAUUUCAACCAAUCAACUUUAUGUUGAAUUCGCUUUAAAUAUGAUAAGUAUGAUCUAUUGAUGUAGUUGCAAUGAACUUAAUACGCUUGAUCCAGGUCUAUUCUCAGAUUUUGCUCAAAAA